Messenger RNA from Nannospalax galili (Upper Galilee mountains blind mole rat), 5976 nucleotides. It is a transcript of the gene Dtwd1, whose product is annotated as DTW domain containing 1. Gene Ontology annotation, molecular function: tRNA-uridine aminocarboxypropyltransferase activity. Gene Ontology annotation, cellular component: nucleus. The transcript is spliced from 5 exons. NCBI's taxonomy places the organism in Eukaryota, Metazoa, Chordata, Mammalia, Rodentia, Spalacidae. Gene Ontology annotation, biological process: tRNA modification. The record is from RefSeq and is a predicted model, not a curated record. Bases 216 to 1130 code for a protein of 304 amino acids.
CUGUGCGCAGCCUCACAACCGCGCCAGCAACGGCCUGGCAACAGCCUCCGCCGCGGCCCUGGCAACAGCCUGGCCCCGCCCCCUGGUGUUCCGGGAAAGCGGUCCGGCCUGGGCGCCGUGGAGCAGAGGCCGCACGGACCGCAUCCCGAGCUCGGCGUGGAGCAGUGCACCUGUGACACGUUUUAAAAACACAUUAACUUUGGCUUAAAGGAAGUAUGGCUCUCAGUCCAUCUGUGUGUCUUCAAGAAUGUAAAGAAAAUAAUGCAAAAUUUGUGGAAGCCAAACAGUCACAAACUGCUUUCAUAGCUUCAGAAGACCCUCUUCAAAACUUAUGCCUAGCCUCUCAAGACAUUCUUCAUAAAGCUCAGCAGAGCGGGAGGUCACGGUGUCUCCAGUGUGGGGGCUCCCGAAUGUUCUACUGUUAUACUUGCUAUGUUCCAGUUGGAAAUGUACCAACUGAGCAGAUUCCGCUUGUGAAGCUUCCACUGAAGAUCGAUAUCAUCAAACAUCCCAAUGAAACAGAUGGCAAAAGCACGGCUGUGCAUGCAAAGCUCUUAGCACCCGAUUGUGUAAACAUCUACACUUAUCCGUGCAUUCCAGAGUAUGAAGAAAGGGACCAUGAGGUUGUGCUUGUUUUUCCUGGGCCUCAGUCUAUCUCCGUGAAAGAUAUUUCAUUUUAUCUGCAAAAAAGGAUUGAAAAUAAAGGUAGAGGCAACAAUGGUGGCCCUGAUAAGCCAUCUUUGAAACGAAAGAGAACUGAGGAAGAAGAGAGCUGUGACUUGACGGAGAACAAGUGCAAAGGCACAGCACUGAAAAGAAUUGUUUUUAUAGACAGUACCUGGAACCAGACAAAUAAAAUAUCCACCGACGAGAGACUUCGGGGGUUAUUACAAGUUGAACUGAAAACAAGAAAAACCUGCUUUUGGCGCCAUCAGAAAGGAAAGCCAGAUACGUUCCUCUCCACGAUUGAGGCCAUCUACUACUUCCUAGUCGACUACCACACUGAGCUGCUGAGAGAGAAGUACAGAGGGCAGUACGACAACCUUCUGUUUUUCUACUCUUUCAUGUACCGCUUGGUAAAGAAUGCCAAAGGUGCUGGAGGGAAGGGGAAAACAGAGCUUACCCAUUAGCUUUGCACAAGCCCCUUGUCACUGUACUGUGCUAAAAUUAAUAAACUUGUGUGCUUUGGGAACUAAUCAUGCAUAUGCCUGUAAGGAUACUUGGAAAAGUUCCAUUUUCGUCCGUUUUACCACAUUUUUUAAAACAAAAAUUGUAUCCCAGGCAAUUUUUGAGAGGUGGAAUUGACUGAAAGACUCAGUCCAGAAGCCACGUGCCCAGUUUUGGCACAUCUCAGUUGCACUGUACAUUUCAGUAUGAUGUGUUCUAUUUACGUAAUUGUCAUUGUGUUCUGAUUAGAGAGCUUGUUAUUUUUUCACUCAUGCUCACCCCCCACCUUUUGAUUUAGAUGAAGUCAGAAUUUGGGGCCUGAAAAAAAACUGAACCAUAAUCUGCUUGAGGUUAAUGAUGAAAAUGGGCAAAACUAGUUUGUGGUGCUGCUUCUCUAAGUCCGCUCUUACCCUUUCCAUCUGCCUGGCAUCUGCUUUAAGAAAAAAAUGCUAAGUCAUUUCUUCCUGCCGGAUGGAUGGGCAUAUGACCUAUUUUAGCAAGAUAACGGCCACAGCAUUUCCUAAACAUGGGCUGACCUGAGGCUGAGUACAUGGCCCAGCAGCUCCAGGGUCCAUUCUGUGUGUUAGGGACACUGUAGGAGAUGGGGUUUAUUUUUCAAAAAGCAAUAUGGUUCCGUGGUGAAGAGUUCAGGCUCUGAAAUUGGACAACCGAGUCUUGGUCUCAGCUUUGCUUUUCCAUUUCCCAUCCUCUGUUCUUUUCUCAGCUGAACAGAGUCAGCAGUGCAGUGGCCACAGGAAUGUUAAGAUGAGCAGAAUCUGUAUGUAAGCAGCUUUCACCAGUGUCUGGAAUGCAAGUACUAGAUGUAUGUUUAUUCCUUUAGAAUUGUGAACUAAAAAUGAUUUCAGCCUUAAGCUCUGGUGGCCACCUAUUCUGUGAGAAGAGCCAAUCUUGGAAUGAAUUCAGAAACGAAAAGCAGAGAGGUCAGUCCGGUGACCUCAUUCAUUUAAUCACAGAGAUGCCCUGUGGCGGAUGGACCUCCUGUGCUGGAUGGCUUGUGUCCUCUGGAUCUGCCCCAUUGUUUUCUCUCUGCCCUCCGCUCUGGUAGGGAAGCUCACUUGCUCGGUGGGUUUCAGCUGAUUUAGCAAAUGGGAAGAACCAGCAGGAGCCUGGAGUUUGAGAAUAUUGUUCUAGCUUCCUUUCUGUUGUUGUGAUAAAAUAUCUUGAUAAAAAGCAACUUAGGAGAGAAAGGGUUUAUUUUAGCUCACAGUUUCAAGUUAUCAUCUGUCAUUGAGGGGAGGUCACAGCAGCAGGAACUUAAAACAGCGAGUCACAUCACAGCCACAGUCAAGAGCAGAGGCCAGUGAAUGCUUGUGUGCUUUCAUGCUCAGCCAGCUUUCUCUAGUCUUCUACGGUCCAGGGCCCAAACCGGUGCCAGACUUUCAGGCUGGGAUUUUACAUUGAUUAGGGCCAUCAAGACAACCCUACAGACAUGCUCACAGGCCGACCUGAUCCAGGCAACCCCUCACUGAGAUUCUUCCCAGGUGAUUCAAGAUUGCCAGUGUUGACAAUUGAAAUGAACCACUGUAAAUAUGAAAACAUUGAUUUUCUUGGUCACUAUGAGUUGUCCGUGUUCCUUUAUAGAUUGCAAUCCUGUGAGGUAUCCUUUCCCUUACCAAGUAGUUAUUCCAGUUUCAGGUCCUUGCUCCCUCUGUCCAUUUUCAUUCAGGGCAGUAAUGGGCUCCACCUGGUAUUAAGUCCCAGCGGCAGUUUCUCUAACCCUGCCAGGGCCUUCAUAAGCAGCCAUUUCAUUGCACACCUCUCAGAUGCCCUCAUCUGAAAUCAUCUGCUUCCUUCUGGGAUUUGGACUGUAGAAAUGAGAAGUAAUAAUAUAUCUCAAAAAAUAUGCACUUGGGACACAAUAUCAUUAUGUGGAAAAAAACAUUCUUGGUGAAAUUACUUUGUUGCAAAUUACAUUUCCCUCUUGAAGACUCAAAAGGCACAGCAUGUUAAAGGUUCUGAGAAUUCCUGAAAUAACCAUUCUGGACCUCAUGGAAGCAAGUGUGUGUUAAAAUCAGUAGAAUGUGUGAUGCCUAUUAAUGUCCUGUGGACAUUGAGAUACUGUGGUUCAGAUCAAUUCGUGAGGAUACAUAUGUGACUUAGAGAUGUUAGAUACAUGGCUGAUAGGACAUAUGACUAGUUUGUGGCAAGGCCUGGUCCGAAGCCUGAGGUUUCUGACUUGAUUGGUUCUGAGAGCUACUGUUACAGUGCUGUGUGGACUGCAUAAGGUUUGGCAUGGCCUCCAUUAUGCACUUACUGGCUCACUUUAUUUAGCAGUUAUUUUACAAACUUGGGAUUAAAGUAAAGUUCUUCAUGUUUGAAACUUGGCCCUAGAAAUAGAGGAAGGCUUGAUUGACUUAAAUAGAGCCAAAGUCUAGAUUUGGAGUAUAAAUUUAGACUUCCUGGACAAAAUCUAUUUCUAUUUACCUGGCUCCACAUACCAACUAGCAUAAUAGUUAAAAGGGAAAUGGAAGAGAGAGAAUAAUCGUGUCACUCAUUUGCCUGUCUCACGGCAACCUAAGAAAGAUGACCACAUACUUCAGAGAGGGUAAUAUACAACCACAGUCAGAUAAGAGCUCAGGUUCUUUCCAAAAGAAGAUAAUACCUGCUAGAACAGUGAACUGACUAUAUUUGUCUUGUUUUUCUUGGCAUGAUAGACUACAGAAAUGGCCCUAACCUGCUUUUCUCCAAACUGAUGUCCCUUCAGUUCCUUUGAAGUUCCCUCUCACUAUGAGUCUGGACCACAUUUCUAAGACUGCUGCAUUUCUGGUUUUGUGGUUUGGCUCUUGACAUACAAAUAUGCAUGGCUGUGUUAGCCGGCUGGAGGAUGAGGUAGUGAGAGCAGAGCGAGGUUGCCCUGUCACUCUUGCCCCUGUGUGCCUGUGUAGAUUGGCUGAUAACCAGUCACCAGAUAUUCCUGUGAUCUCCAGCCAAAGUCAGGACAGAUACCUACUGACUCCUGACAUGUGAGCAAGGAAUGUCUUAUCUCACUGACAUUUAACUGUAGUUUACAGCAUUAUUGUGCCAGUAGACAGUAUAUCUUUGUAUACUAUAGCAGAUGCAUCUCAGGCACCCCAGAACAUUCUUGGCCCAACUAUUUCCUAGGCCCUUGACAAGUGACUUUGUCUUAGUCACAGAAUGCCAGCAGGCUUAUGUGAUUCCCUGGUGACUACCAAAAGGGGUUUGGGAUGCAGUCCACAAUGUUGGUGAAACUAAGUUAAUGAACUGAAGUUAUCAGGUAAAUUCCUCUCCCUUUGGACGACUGUCUCCAAGAACUGUCUCAUCCUGAUCAUGCGAUAUAACCACUUUGCUAAGCUAAGGCUUGCCAAGAGAUUGACAGUGUUUCUUCAUGGCUUUUCAUGCAGCAGGAGCAGCUGUCAGCAAGUCAUCAACUGACUUGUUUCCAUCCCUGUACUUCCAUCCUUCACUUUUACCAUCCAGGAUUUUGUAUUCUAAUAAAGUCGUUGAUGUAAUCUUUCUAGGGAAGCCAGAUAAUUUGGUCAGGAUUUGGUCAGGAAAGUAGAUUCAUUUAAAGUGUUGACAUAGUUUUUAAACAAGUUUAAUAAAUGAAUUAGGGCUUACCUAAAGGUGGAAUUAUUGGGAGAGUUGAGUCUGGAAGGCUUCAGCAGGGAAGGCUUAGAGAAAGAGACACCCACAGACACUCAGACUGCCCAUGACUUAUAGAGAUAUCUAAGUCUUAAGCACUUUUAGCUUCUCGUUUGGUAGUCCUAGAUGCCCUUUGGUUCAGGUAGCAGUACUUUCUUAAUCUGUUUGGAAGUCUUAAAAGAAAGUACACGGAUACAUAUUUUAUUUUGUCUUUUCUUUGAGGCCGUGUUGAUUCGGUCUUUGUCCUAGGUCUGUCUUUCAUUAUUAUAUCUUAUUUGUUGAAAAAGAAUUUCAUUUCCCAGUCCUGAAUCCUAGGUUCUGUGUUUCCUCUCGAUUCCAUUUUUAUGCCCACCUCAUCAUUUGUGAGCUUCUGUCUUUCUUAUAGUGCCAUAUAUAUAGUGGGUAAUAGCUUCUUUAAAACCUCUGCCUCAGAAUUCACCAAAUAUCAUAAGUGCAUUAGGUACAUGGUCUUCCAUCUUACUGGAAGAUAAUGUAUCAAAUUUUUUUGUCUUGAAUACUGACAUUAAAAGGCCCCAGUGAAAAACAAACAUUUAGUGAACCUAGAUUGAAGACCACCAGCCAAAAAUCAGUACCUAUUCAUAAGAGCCAGUUAUUGCCAGAUAGUUGGUAAAAUGGAACCAACAUUUUUGAAUGAAAAAAUGGAAGCUAGAAAUACAAGGAGACAGACAAGUGGGGAACAAAAGAAAAGAUGUAAUUGGAUAUCCUAAGAAAAAGUGUAUUUAUUAAAAGUAAGAAUGGGAUAAUAUGAAAAGUAAUAAAAAAGAGAUCCUAGAAACUUAAAAAGGAAUUGCUGAAAUAAUUCAAUAUAGGAGUUGGCAUAUAAAAUAUAAGAAUAUUAAAAUCCUGAUUUCUAAUGCUUAGGUCUGAUCUUGUUAAAAGCUGUAACCAGGGACAUGGGCACAUUGCUUAGUAAACAAACAAAGCCACCUGAAAUGGAAAGAUGUAAUAAUGCGUGUAUUAGCCAGACCCUUUGUUGUAAAGGAAAAGACUGGAGACUAAAUAUUGACUGCAAAUUCACAUUAGGUGAAUGGGUUGAAAAUCCAUACACUAUAUAUUUACCUGUAUGUCCUUUGCUUAUUAUUGUGAUGCUGGAUUUCUUGCAGGGUUUUGAGAUGAGCCAAAGCCCUCCUCCUAAUUAUUUUUAAUUAAAAUAUUUUAAUAUUA